Miscanthus lutarioriparius is the source of this 258-nucleotide messenger RNA. The record is from the annotation of a GenBank genome assembly. NCBI's taxonomy places the organism in Eukaryota, Viridiplantae, Streptophyta, Magnoliopsida, Poales, Poaceae.
AUGGAGGUGGUCACCAACGGGCGCGUGCGCGCCGGCGAGCACCGCGCGGUGACCAACGCGCGCGCCCCGCGCACGUCGGUAGCCGCGUUCGUCAUGCCCGCGAUGGGCUGCGUCGUGUCGCCGGCGCCCGGGAUGGUGGCGGAGGGAGAGGCGCCCCUGUUGAGGCCCUACACGUACCAGGAGUUCGUCGGCGUGUACACCGCGGCCAACGGCGACAGAGACGCCGUCCUGGCGCGGUUACGGAACCACAAUGGCUGA